Molecule: messenger RNA, 1014 nt
Organism: Closterium sp. Naga37s-1
Lineage: Eukaryota; Viridiplantae; Streptophyta; Zygnematophyceae; Desmidiales; Closteriaceae
Source: the annotation of a GenBank genome assembly
AUGUCCUUAGCUUUUUUAUUUAGUUUCUGUUUUCUCAUGAACAUGCCUUUUCCUAGAAUGACGAGAACUCAAAUGGGCAGGGGUUCCCGCGUGGGUUCGAACCCUCCACGGCGCGUUUGUGAGCACGAGGACAGGCUGGUGUGGGGAGAUAAUGCGGGCAGGGGGGUGGGCGAUGAUGAGGGCAGGGGGGUGGGCGAUGAUGAGGGCAGGGGGGUGGGGGAUGAUGAGGGCAGGGGGGUGGGGGAUGAUGAGGGCAGGGGGAUGGGGGAUGAUGAGGGCAGGGGGGUGGGGGAUGAUGAGGGCAGGGGGGUGGGCGAUGAUGAGGGCAGGGGGGUGGGGGAUGAUGAGGGCAGGGGGGUGGGGGAUGAUGAGGGCAGGGGGGUGGGGGAUGAUGAGGGCAGGGGGGUGGGCGAUGAUGAGGGCAGGGGGGUGGGGGAUGAUGAGGGCAAGGGGGUGGGGGAUGAUGAGGGCAGGGGGGUGGGGGGUGAUGAGGGCAGGGGGGUGGGGGAUGAUGAGGGCAGGGGGGUGGGCGAUGAUGAGGGCAGGGGGGUGGGGGAUGAUGAGGGCAGGGGGGUGGGGGAUGAUGAGGGCAGGGGGGUGGGGGAUGAUGAGGGCAGGGGGGUGGGGGAUGAUGAGGGCAGGGGGGUGGGCGAUGAUGAGGGCAGGGGGGUGGGGGAUGAUGAGGGCAGGGGGGUGGGGGAUGAUGAGGGCAGGGGGGUGGGGGAUGAUGAGGGCAGGGGGGUGGGGGAUGAUGAGGGCAGGGGGGUGGGGGAUGAUGAGGGCAGGGCAAGGCGUGUGGGGUAUGGCAGGACAGCAGUGCAGGUGAAUUUUGCGCACUGGGACCACGAGGUUUGGGGUCCGUGUGUGUGUACUGAAGAUUGUACGCAGCACCCCAUGAAUGAGGAGGAACGCAACCCAGAGGCUUGUCCGAGUGCUUCCCCCUUCCCACUCAUCCCUCUCCCUCCACCAGGCAGCGGCGCGCUGUGUGCAGGAGGGGGAAAUUGGGAGAUGUGA